Molecule: messenger RNA, 1068 nt
Organism: Fulvia fulva
Lineage: Eukaryota; Fungi; Ascomycota; Dothideomycetes; Mycosphaerellales; Mycosphaerellaceae
Product: (R,R)-butanediol dehydrogenase
Exons: 5
Coding region: 1-1068 (355 amino acids)
Molecular function (GO): oxidoreductase activity; zinc ion binding
Source: RefSeq, a predicted model, not a curated record
AUGCGAGCGGUGCAUUUCUACGCAAAAGAAGAUAUUCGAUUGACUCACGGUGUCGAAGAUCCUGUUCCUUUGGAAGGGCAAGUGCGAAUACGGCCGGCGUUGGCAUUUGUGGAACAGUACAGCAGAGGCGCUACCUUGAUUCCUCAACACGAACACCCUCUAACUGGACGGUGUGCGCCAUUGACCAUCGGCCAUGAGAUCAGUGGCGUGGUAGAUGAUGUAGGCCCUGGCGUCUGCGAGCUUCAAGCUGGAGAUCAUGUAGCGAUCCAGCCCAUCCUCUCGGAUGGCACAUGCUAUGCAUGCCAGCAGAACCGACCAAAUUGCUGUGCCAAGCAGGGGUUCAACGGUCUGAGUACCGAUGGUGGCCUCGCAGAUUUCCUCGUCGUUGAAGCACAGAAUGCAAGAAAGGUACCGCCAAACGUACCAUUGGCAGUCGCCGCACUGGUGGAGCCUCUCUCAGUGGCCUGGCACGCAGUCAAGUGCAGCGUCAGCAAGGAGGAUACUUCAGCCUUGGUCGUUGGAGCUGGACGUAUUGGCCUUUGCAUGAUACAAGCACUGAAGGCUCACAAUGUACACAAUAUCAUCGCUGCCGACACCAAUCUGACCCGUCGAUACGCCGCGAUCAGAGCUGGAGCCCACCACUUUGUUAAUCCUCUGGAGGGCAGCUUAGAGCAAACAUGUGCCCAACUCUGUGCCGAAAGCAACGGCGUACACGUUGCAUCCGACACUGCGGGUAAGCAGGUGACCUUGGACCAGUGCGUCGGCGCUCUCUGCGUUGGAGGAACGGUGGUGAAUGUCGCGGUAUGGGGUGGAGCUGCAAGGAUCGUGCCCAACGCGUUCUUGCUCAGCGAGAAACGGUAUAUGGGUACUUCGGUGUACACCAGGGAGGAUUUUGAUGAGGUGAUUCAGGCCGUUGCAUCAGGUCUGAUGGACCCGGAGUUCCUGAUUACAUCCCGCAUUGCCAUGUCGGAAGUGGUUUCUCAUGGCAUCCUCAAGCUUUUGCACAAUCCGGGCUCAGACCUCAAGAUCCUGGUGGAUAUGCCCAAGGAGGCGUGUGUCAAGGGGUGA